GGGGGUGGGAGCGGCAGGAGGCGGCCGCGAAGGGGUUAACCUCCGCCCGGGCCAGAGCCUAGCGGCGCUAGCACGGCUCGGGGACCCAGGCGUCCUGCGGCUCGCCAGAGCGCCCCCUUCCCCGGGUAGCGCUCCAGCUGUGGCAGGUUCUCGGGAGCAACGAGUCCCCGCUUUGAACGCUGCUCUUAAACGUCCUGGGACCGGCCUUGGCCCCGGGGGCCCCACCAGGCCAGCGGCAUGUGGCACCCCCGGGCCUGGCCAGUCUCCUCCCGCCAGCUGCCCGGCCGCCCCAGGAGGCCCUGACGCCCUGGGGCACUUCUGCUGUGCACAGGACCACGUGGGGGUUUGCCAUGGUGACAUAAAGGGGCGCGGAGGAAGGAAGGAGCACAACCAGCCUGCGGACGGCGCCCCUGGCUGGGAGGAAGGGCCCGCGGCCCGGUCCUCCACUCCUGCUGCCCACUGAGGGCCUCGCCUGACAAGUGUCUGUGAAUUUGUUGGUCGGUGGACGACUCCGGCAUCUCCUCCCUCGGGGGGCCUCGGGGGGGCCAGGGCAGGCCGGGCGCCGGUGGCCGCGGUCUCGAGGACCAGGAUGCCCGCCCUGGCGCGCCUCCGCAGGCUGUGUCGGCACGUGUCCCCGCAGGCCAUCCUCUUCCUGUUGUUCGUCUUCUGCCUGUUCAGCGUGUUCGUCUCCGCCUACUACCUGUACGGCUGGAAGCGGGGCCUGGAGCCCUCGGCCGACGCCCCCGAGCCCGACUGCGGGGACCCGCCGCCCGUGGCCCCCAGCCGCCUGCUGCCGCUCAAGCCUGUGCAGGCGGCCACCCCUUCCCGCACGGACCCGCUGGUGCUGGUGUUCGUGGAGAGCCUCUACUCCCAGCUGGGCCAGGAGGUGGUGGCCAUCCUGGAGUCGAGCCGCUUCAAGUACCGCACGGAGAUCGCGCCGGGCAAGGGGGACAUGCCCACGCUCACCGACAAGGGCCGCGGCCGCUUCGCCCUCAUCAUCUAUGAGAACAUCCUCAAGUACGUCAACCUGGACGCCUGGAACCGGGAGCUGCUGGACAAGUACUGUGUGGCCUACGGCGUGGGCAUCAUCGGCUUCUUCAAGGCCAACGAGAACAGCCUGCUGAGUGCGCAGCUCAAAGGCUUCCCCCUGUUCCUGCACUCGAACCUGGGCCUGAAGGACUGCAGCAUCAACCCCCGGUCCCCGCUGCUCUAUGUGACGCGGCCCAGCGAGGUGGAGAAGGGCGUGCUGCCCGGCGAGGACUGGACCGUGUUCCAGUCCAACCACUCCACCUACGAGCCGGUGCUGCUGGCCAAGACGCGCUCGUCCGAGUCCAUCCCGCACCUGGGCGCGGACGCCGGCCUGCACGCCGCGCUGCAUGCCACCGUGGUCCAGGACCUGGGCCUGCACGACGGCAUCCAGCGCGUGCUCUUCGGCAACAACCUCAACUUCUGGCUGCACAAGCUGGUCUUCGUGGACGCCGUGGCCUUCCUCACCGGCAAGCGCCUCUCGCUGCCUUUGGACCGCUACAUCCUGGUGGACAUCGACGACAUCUUCGUGGGCAAGGAGGGCACGCGCAUGAAGGUGGAGGACGUGAAGGCACUGUUUGAUACGCAGAAUGAACUACGCAUGCACAUCCCAAACUUCACCUUCAACCUGGGCUACUCAGGGAAAUUCUUCCACACAGGUACUGAUGCUGAGGACGCUGGGGAUGACCUGCUGCUGUCCUACGUGAAGGAGUUCUGGUGGUUCCCCCACAUGUGGAGCCACAUGCAGCCCCACCUUUUCCACAACCAGUCUGUGCUGGCUGAGCAGAUGGCCCUGAACAAGAAGUUCGCUGUCGAGCACGGCAUUCCUACAGACAUGGGGUACGCUGUGGCGCCCCACCACUCGGGCGUGUACCCUGUGCAUGUGCAGCUGUACGAGGCCUGGAAGCAGGUGUGGAGCAUCCGAGUGACCAGCACGGAGGAAUACCCCCACCUGAAGCCGGCCCGCUACCGCCGUGGCUUCAUCCACAAUGGCAUCAUGGUCCUCCCGCGGCAGACCUGCGGCCUCUUCACGCACACCAUCUUCUACAACGAGUACCCCGGCGGCUCCAGCGAGCUGGACAAGAUCAUCAACGGCGGCGAGCUCUUCCUCACCGUGCUCCUCAAUCCCAUCAGCAUCUUCAUGACCCACCUGUCCAACUACGGCAAUGACCGGCUGGGCCUGUAUACCUUCAAGCACCUGGUGCGCUUCCUGCACUCCUGGACCAACCUCCGGCUGCAGACGCUGCCCCCUGUGCAGCUGGCCCAGAAGUACUUCCAGAUCUUCUCCGAGGAGAAGGACCCGCUCUGGCAGGACCCCUGCGAGGACAAACGCCACAAAGACAUCUGGUCCAAGGAGAAGACGUGCGACCGCUUCCCCAAACUCCUCAUCAUUGGCCCCCAGAAAACAGGCACCACAGCCCUCUACCUGUUCCUGAGCAUGCACCCGGACCUCAGCAGCAACUACCCCAGCUCAGAGACCUUUGAGGAGAUCCAGUUUUUUAACGGCCACAACUAUCACAAAGGCAUCGACUGGUACAUGGAGUUCUUCCCCAUCCCCUCCAACACCACCUCCGACUUCUACUUUGAGAAAAGCGCCAACUACUUUGAUUCAGAAGUGGCGCCCCGGCGGGCAGCCGCCCUGUUGCCCAAAGCCAAGGUUCUGACCAUCCUCAUCAACCCGGCGGACCGGGCCUAUUCCUGGUACCAGCACCAGCGAGCCCACGACGACCCUGUGGCCCUGAAGUACACCUUCCACGAGGUGAUCACAGCGGGGCCCGACGCGUCCUCCAAGCUGCGCGCCCUCCAGAACCGCUGUCUGGUCCCCGGCUGGUACGCCACCCACAUUGAGCGCUGGCUCAGCGCCUUUCACGCCAGCCAGAUUCUGGUCCUGGAUGGCAAACUGCUGCGCACAGAACCUGCCAAGGUGAUGGACACGGUGCAGAAGUUCCUUGGGGUGACCAAUACCAUCGACUACCACAAAACCUUGGCGUUCGACCCAAAGAAAGGAUUUUGGUGCCAACUGCUCGAAGGAGGAAAAACCAAGUGUCUGGGCAAAAGCAAGGGCCGGAAGUACCCGGAGAUGGACUUGGAUUCCCGCGCCUUCCUGAAGGACUAUUACCGGGACCACAACAUCGAGCUCUCCAAGCUGCUGUACAAGAUGGGCCAGACGCUGCCCACCUGGCUGCGGGAGGACCUCCAGAACACCAGGUAGCCACAGCCACCGCAGCCAGACCGAACGUUCGUGACGGCAGGGGCGUCCCGCCGCGCUGAGCCAGGCCGACCUGCAGAACGGGAAGCUGGCCCGGGCUGGCCGAGCACAUGCACGAGCAAUACUCUGCUGGGGCCCCGCCAGGGCCUGCAGAAGAGCCCAGGCCGGUCCACAGGCGCCUCAGAGCACCCAGCGCUGGGUCUGCGGCCUCCAGCAUCUCCCGAGCCGCUGGAGGUCCGUCCUGGAGGUCCGUCCUGUCCACAGCCUUCCGCGGGGAGGCCGCUCCCUGGUAGGAAGGGGUCCUCGGGACUCUCUUUUCUGUCCCUCACUGUGUUCUACCGACCACGGCCUCCCCUUCGUCCUGCCACUUCCCGCCCCAGCAGGGUGUCCCCUUGGUGUUAGCUGCCACAUUGUCCCUGUCCUGCGGACAGUUAAGGAGAAGAGCCCAGGUGGGCCUUUUGCCAAACCAGGGAGAGAGACUGGACCUUCUGAGGGGCCAGCUGGGUACCCGAGUCGGUCGCUAGCUAGACUGGACGUGAGUGGGGUCCCCCGAGAGGACGCUGAACUUCCACACACAUCCCGGUUCCUGCCGUCGCCUCUCACCUUCCCCCUCCGGGGAGGGGGCCUCCGAUUCCUGCAGUAUCCACCCGAUCCUCGAGGCCCCCCCAGGGCCGGGGCACGGCCACGCCACUGGGACCCAGAGGCCCGGGCCUCCACCCCCUCACCCCGGGGUAUGACACGUGUGGUGUUUCCUGUGGUAGAAGACGGAGGCAGUUCGGGGGUCUGCUGGGUCCGUGUUCCAGCGCACACGCUGCCCCGCACCCCCCAGGCACGGCCCCUGGCCGGCCGCGCAGAGCUGGGGAGGGGCUCUGCCCUGGCAGCCUGUGGCUGAGGGCUCCUGGGGGCCCCCUUGACCUCCCCAAUACUAAGAAGCUAAAGUAUUUUAAUAUUUUGUUUUAUUUCUUGGUGCCAGAGUUUAUACUUUGGGUGCUGGGGUCGCACUGUGUUAUAUAUAUAUAUAUAUAUAAUUUGUAUAUAUAUAUUAUAUUUUUUUGGUUGGGUUUGUUUUUAAUUCAGUCACACAAAAUGGUGGCAGGCCCCAGCCCCGUGCACGAAAAUGAGACAGAAGGGAGGGGGCGGCCAUGUCUUCCUGUGUCCGCCGGGCCUCGGGGAGACGGCGUGGAGGCGCCCAGGAGAGCUGCCCGUGUCCUCCCCCCAGUGCCACGGCUGCCUGGGGCCGCGCAGGGGCGCGGCAGCAGCGAGACACACAGGGAGGGCCUGCUCUGUCUAGGAGAUCUGGCUUCACGGAGUGCGGAGGCCUGGGGGAGCUCUAGCCAAAGGAAACGGCCAGGCUGGCGUGGGCGACCGGGCCGGAGGCUGGCCCGUUCCCCUCCCCUCACAUGGUGCUAGGUGGGGAGCUGCCCUGGGAGCCGGGGGGCCCGCAGGGACCACAGGGCUGUCUCCGGGCCCCCUGCAGACAGCGGGUCUCCGGGCUGUUUUCUGGUUGGGGUCUGCUCCUACCCUCCUCUCAACAAUGUGAAGUGACUAAACUGGGGUGCUCUCCCCACCCCUCCCACUGCCGGUCCAGCUUCGAACUGACACCCAGGAAGUCCUUUCUGGAAAGCCUUGCCUUGUUCGGAAGACUGUAGCGUCUUGGGGCGGGAAGGGCCCUUCGGCUGCGGGAAACAGCGGGAGGCGGCCUCCUGGCCAGCGUCGUCCGUCACCGAGCUGGUUGGGAGCGAGGCCGAGAACGGAGCUGCCAGUUCCCAGUUCUGAGUCCAGGGCUCCUCCUCCAGCGCCACACUGCCUCUGAGCCUCUCCUCGGGACCCUGCUCUGUGCCAGGCUCCUGCCCCUCCCUCAGUCACACCCUUGGUCGCUCCAGGACAUAGGGACAAACCACUUCCUCCCAGCCAGGGUGCCUUUGAGUUUUCUCAGACCCGCAUCUGCAUCCCUGCCUUGCUCCCUCCGCCUCGGAAGGCUCUUCCCAGCCCGCAGGGCCCGGGGCGCUCUCCGCUCUGCACCAACGCCCUUUCCCGAGGUCCCCACUGGGCCGGACAGGGGUGGCUACUCAGCGGGGCCAGCUGUGGACGGUUGCAUGGUCUCACUGUGCUUCCCAUCGGGGCCUCUGAGCCCAGGAGCCCUGAGCCUUGUCCACCCCUCGGGGCAGGAAGAGCACACAUCCCAGGACAGGGCGGCCAGCUUGCACGCUCGUGAAGACUGGCUGUGCGGAGGACCCAGACCCCCGCGCUGACUUCCCCGGUGCCAGUCCCGGGCCUCGCUUCCCAACGGUCAGUGAGUGGCCCGGGCUGUGUGACCUGUGAGCACCUCCCAGGGCCCACACUCAGCAGUCUACCCUCUGGGCCCGGACGCCCGCCCCUGCCCCACCCCUCGGAGCUCUGAAGGCCUGAAGGGCCAGCGGCUCCACCUCUCAGGGCCUCUGGCCCAAGGAAGGAGCAGGCAGGUGUGAGACCCCAGGGGAGCAGAGGAGAUGGGGGGGGGGCGGGGAGUUGCCCAGGCCAUUCCGGGAAGCAGGGGACUUGCCCUGCCACAUGCUCUAAGUCUGGUCACUGCUCUUCCUUCCCUUCCCACGAACCAGUAUUCCUCCAGGACCCACUGCCAGGACCUGCAGGCAUUGUGGAGGGGACAGAUGCGUCCCCCAGGGGCUCUCAGCUACUGAGCCCACAGGUGCCCUCACGAGGGGAGAGAACCAGCAGUUGGCGGGUCCAGCAGCAUCAGCUUGUUGAGUGUUCUCUAGUCCGCUGGGGGUGUGUGGCCAAGGAGGGAGACAGAGAGAGAGAGAGAGAGCGCGCGAGUGAGCACGCUAGGUCCUGUAGAUGACUUCAUCGUCCUUUCUGUUCACCGCACCACAUGCCCUGCCCCACAGGGGGCGUGCAGGGCAGUCCGGCCAACAUCGCCUGGGUUGUUCGGGGCUCCAGAGCCAGCCGAAGGGCAGGCGUCUGGCGAUGGGCCUUUUCUGGGCCCCAGAGCAGGAGCGGCCAGUGCCUCAGGGGCCCAGGCGAGGGGGCAGGGUCUGUCCCCAGGAGCAGAGAACUUCUGGGCUGCCCCGGAGACAGUGGUGGUCCCAGCGUGGGCUGACCCCGUAGGCCUGUGAACCCACCAUCUAAAUUUAAAAUGAACACUUCGGUACAUUUGUUUUCUCUUGCUGCACAGAGUUUUUUCUGAACUGGCCUAAGAGUAAAGGUCUUGAGACCUCACCCCAGAAUGCCGCAGCCUGCGUCUGCUCAGAGUCAGGACAGUCUCCCGGGUCGGAGCGCGGUGCCACACCUGGGACAGCGACUAGCUCACAGCUGCUCCCUGACCCGCGCUCCUCUUCCCCCAGACAGCUUGCACCUGGUUUUGGAGUUGGGGUCCAGUCGGGGGGCACGCAUUGCGUUUUGUGAUGGUGUUUUUAAGGCUCACUGAAUGUUGGAAAGUCCCCCUGCUCACUUCGGGUUUUUUAAGUGACGUCAUGUCUGAGGCCAGUGGGGCCGGCUGUCCCGGAGAAGCCCAGCAUUCUGUCUUUGUCCUCCUGCUCCCUUCCGGUGUCAGAGGUCAAGUUCCCCUGGCCCCUGGGUUGUCGAGAGUAAUUUAGGCCACGUGGAGUUUUGCCUUUGUGCCGUCUGGACAGCUUCCCUCCAGCCUAAAGUGCCCCUCUACUGUCACCCGUACCACGUGCCAGACGAGCACAGAGGGGCCAGCUGGAGCUCCAGGAGCUCAGGGGAGGGCGAGGCAAGCAGCGUCUCAGCAGGGCUCUGGAGGAAGCCCUGGGGGCCCUCCAGGAGGAGGGGGCCCUGUGCAUGGAGGCCGGACCAAGCAGCGUAGGGCCUCUUGGAGAGGAGACGCCUCUGGCUCAGAGGGGCCUGUGCUGCCUCCUUGGACGCUGGUGAUGGACCACGGGGCCCCAGACAGCAUCCCUCUCUCUCUAGCUCUCUGUGUCCAGUCUCUCCAUCUCGAUCUCUCCCUGCUGUGGUCCUGGGGUCUUCACUUCCGGGAGGCCCGUGGUCCGUGCGCACUGGAGCAGAACCAGGCCCCAGGAUGUGCCAGGGAUGGGUCCAGCUAAGGAACUGCCUCCCGCAGAUUGUGGCGAAAGGAGGACAGCACUGGGCUGGAGGCAGGAGAUGGGGAGUUUCAUCCCACCCAAGGACGCUCGGUCUCAGCAUGACAGGUUUCCUCCCAGGGCCUCAGUUUCCCCAUUUAUGGGACGAGCAGGUGGAGCUGCAGUGGGGGUUUUCACACGGCAAACAGGAAGUAGUUCCGCUCUCGUUGAAGUGAGGACAGGGGGCCCGGACAUGUCCCUGCCCCUGUCCACGCUCCGCACUCAAGGGGACACUGAGCUCUGGGUCGCCAUCCCGGGGCGGGCUGCCCCCAGGGUGUGCCCGCCCCCAGGGUUUGCCCUCGCCAGCUCUGGUGGCCAGAGAUAUUUUCAGCUCCUUCGGGGGGUGGGCAUCUGUCUCUUGUGGGGUCCACGUCAAGGGCUUGAGGGGCUCUGGCAGUGUUUUAUCCCAAUAUGUUCGCCCCUCCUCUCUCCUUCCCCUCUGUGGCCCUGAGGGAGAUGAGGGAGGAGAGGUUUUCUCUGACUGUGCUAGCUUUUAUUAUCAGCAAGAGGGCUCCUUUUGUAACUUGUGCAUGAAAUUCAUGUCAUUUCCCGGGGAGAGGAGAGGGCUGCCUGGAGAGGGUGGGGGCACACUGGGGGAGCAGGCUGGGGUUUCCUUCCCUUGCGGGGGUGGGGAGAGGUGUGGCGAGGGGGCGCUACCCAGCUCACCCGAUCAGGGCUCUUGAACCAGCCGUUUUGGGUUGCGUUAAAAGUGGGAACCUUCCUCCAUUAAUGUACAAUCUUGAACUAACUGCUAAUAAAGUGGGUUCCGUUUGUAUGCA
Phyllostomus discolor (pale spear-nosed bat) is the source of this 8111-nucleotide messenger RNA. RefSeq names its product N-deacetylase and N-sulfotransferase 1 (gene NDST1). Gene Ontology annotation, cellular component: Golgi apparatus. Gene Ontology annotation, molecular function: heparan sulfate N-sulfotransferase activity; deacetylase activity. The record is from RefSeq and is a predicted model, not a curated record. The coding region runs from base 590 to 3238 and encodes 882 amino acids. The transcript has 16 exons. NCBI's taxonomy places the organism in Eukaryota, Metazoa, Chordata, Mammalia, Chiroptera, Phyllostomidae.